Messenger RNA from Metopolophium dirhodum (rose-grain aphid), 1294 nucleotides. It is a transcript of the gene CREG, whose product is annotated as protein CREG1. Bases 337 to 1047 code for a protein of 236 amino acids. The transcript is spliced from 5 exons. Lineage: Eukaryota; Metazoa; Arthropoda; Insecta; Hemiptera; Aphididae. The record is from RefSeq and is a predicted model, not a curated record.
CAUUACAAAUUACAAUUUAUUAUAAUUUAUAACUUGUAACUUAUAAACAACUGUAGUUGUGGCCUGUUGGGGAAAAUUAAUGAUUUAGCAUAAUAUAUUAUAGUGCGCAUAAAAUUGAACCUGUAUGCCCUUCUUUUGUCUUUGUUUCUCGAACUCCUCGUUUGUGACAUUAGUAAUUUUUACGUCACAAUAGCACUACAUAUAAUCGAUGAUUGUACUUCCUAUAAAUACUCUGUACUUUGUCGUACAAUUUAUUAUUCCAUAAUAUUGAAUGUUCUGUUGUGUGACCGCACUAAUCGAUUUCAUAUUGUGUUUAUCUAAAGUAAAAAAAUUAAUAUGACGUCGAAAAUGGUUCUUGUUCAGUUAAUUUUUCUAGUAAUAUUCACUCCGCAAUUUUACAAUAAUGUGGAAUGCAUAUCGUUCUUCCAUUUUACACAGGAUCCACCACCAGUCAAAGACAUUGCAUUAAUGUCCAGAUAUAUCGUUCAUCAUUCAGAUUGGGCAACACUAUCUUACAUGGGAAACCAGUCAUUUAUGGAUGGUAUGCCAAUGGGUAGGGUGUAUUCUGUUAGUGAUGGAACAAUCAAUAAUAGUUACGGUAUUCCCUACAUUAUGGCUUCACCAAUGGACUUAUCAUUUCAAGAUGUUGUGAAAACAAAAAACUGUUCUCUUGUAUUGAGUUUGGCACAGUCUGAUUAUUGCAAUAAAAAAUCUUAUGACCCUGAAGAUCCACGAUGUGCGCAGCUUACAUUGACUGGAAAGUUUGUAAAGUUGGAUGAAACUGAUCCUGAAUGGAAUGUAGCAAAAAAAGCUUUAUGGACCAGACAUCCUGUCAUGCGUAAAUGGAACAUUCUUGUGCCAGGUCACAAAUGGCAAUUUGCAAAAGUAAAUAUUGAACAUAUUACACUUAUUGACACAUUUGGGGGUCGUAAAUAUCCAACUAUUGCAGAAUAUUUCAAAGCAACUCCAACUUUCAAAUUUUGGGCCAAAUUAAGACACUCGAUUAUUACAGUUAAAGAAAAUGUCAUUAUUGAUGAAGAAUUUUAAAAUUGUGCAAGUGCUCAUUUUUAAAUAAAUUUUAUGAAUAUCAUAUUGAAAAUUGCCAACUAUAACUUAUAGACUGAUUUGUGGUAUAAAUGCAUAUUUUUGUGUUAUAUAUUUUAAAGAAAUUUAUUUAGGUUACAUCUUUAUCAUAAACAUAAUUUUAUAUAACUGGUAGGUUAUAUAAUACUUCCUAAGAUAUAAAUAUUUAUAUUUCUUACUCAAUAAAAUAAAAUAAGCUGUAUAUUAUGAA